UGGUACGUUAGGUAACUAGCUUAAUUGAUAGGUUUGGCCAUUAGGGUUAGGUUCUAGGACAAGGAUCCAAAUCAAAAAAAUCCAAGAGUGUUGAUCUACCGGUGAAGUGAUCAAUAAAAGAAAACUCGCGACAACAAAAAGAGACAAAACAAGCUAACGAAAGGGUGCGCCAAUAUGGCCUCAACUUCUCUAAGAAGGCUUGAAGGGAAAGUAGCCUUAAUAACCGGCGCCGCCAGCGGCAUCGGAGAGGCCGCCGCCAGAAUGUUUUCCCGGCAUGGAGCCAAGGUUGUAAUAGCGGACAUCCAAGACGAAUUAUCACGCAAUGUCUGCAAAGAAUUGGGACCGCCGUCGUCGGCCACGUUCGUCCGCUGCGACGUGACUAAAGAAUCCGACGUCGAGACCGCCGUGGACACGGCCGUCUCGACGUACGGGAGGCUAGACAUCAUGUUCAACAACGCCGGCAUCGCCGGUGCCCCCCAGAUCAAGAUCCGGGAUUGCCAGCUGUCGGAGUUCAAGCGCGUCGUCGACGUGAACCUCGUCGGCGCGUUCCUCGGGACGAAGCACGCCGCCCGAGUGAUGAUCCCGCAGCGAUACGGGAGCAUCAUCACGACGGCGAGCGUGUGCUCCGCCGUGGGCGGCUCCUCCUCCCAUGCCUACACCAGCUCGAAGCACGGCGUGGUGGGGUUGAUGAGGAACGCCGCCGUGGAGCUCGGGAGGCACGGCGUGCGCGUGAACUGCGUGUCGCCGUAUAUUCUGCCUACGCCGCUGUCGAGGGAUUUUGUGAAGGCUAACGACGAUGGGAUUCGAGGCUUUAAUUCCAACCUUAAGGGAGUGAAUUUGAUGCCAGAAGAUGUGGCGGCUGCUGCCCUUUAUUUGGCGAGCGAUGAAUCUAAGUAUGUGAGUGGGCAUAACCUUAUGGUUGAUGGAGGAUUUUGUAUCAUGAAUCAAGGACUCAACGUAUUUGAUAUGAUCAUAUGACUUUACUUUGAAUCCAUGGGUGGAGUAUUUUGUCGGAUCUUGUAUUUCAUGAUAUUAAUAAAUAAAAUGAAGCAUGAGUCAGUGCUUGAAAA
Salvia miltiorrhiza (redroot sage) is the source of this 1070-nucleotide messenger RNA. Its product is annotated as borneol dehydrogenase, mitochondrial-like. Lineage: Eukaryota; Viridiplantae; Streptophyta; Magnoliopsida; Lamiales; Lamiaceae. Bases 175 to 978 code for a protein of 267 amino acids. Gene Ontology annotation, molecular function: oxidoreductase activity, acting on the CH-OH group of donors, NAD or NADP as acceptor. The transcript is spliced from 2 exons. The record is from RefSeq and is a predicted model, not a curated record.